Molecule: messenger RNA, 301 nt
Organism: Prorocentrum cordatum
Lineage: Eukaryota; Dinophyceae; Prorocentrales; Prorocentraceae
Source: the annotation of a GenBank genome assembly
AUGGUCCGCAACUCGUUCGGCAUCCUCGCGGUGGCCCUGUGCCUGGCGGCCUUCUGGGCCAUUUCCUCGACGGCGACGCCCGAGGCGCAGCUGACGCUGCCGAGUCCGGCGGACAUCGAGAAGCUCAUCUGCGAAGCCGCGUCGCAGAAGCAGGUCGAGGACAAGGCCGUUGACGAGAUCUGCCAGGAGAAGUUCCCCAACAUCAAGUUCAACCCCGACUGCAAGACAGACGUCGAGGCCGUCUGGGACGCGGCGGUGGCCAAGUGCCCGCAGGCAGAGGUUGAAGAGGCCGAGGACAAGG